UCGCGCUUCCUGCCGUGCGUGCGCGCUGUCCCCGGAGAGUCGCGGCAUGGCGGACCCGGAGGCGUUGGGCUUCGAGCACAUGGGUCUCGACCCCCGGCUCCUGCAGGCCGUCGCCGACCUGGGCUGGUCACGACCCACGCUGAUCCAGGAGAAGGCCAUCCCGCUGGCGCUGGAGGGGAAGGACCUGCUGGCUCGGGCCCGCACGGGCUCGGGGAAGACGGCCGCCUAUGCCAUUCCCGUGCUGCAGCUGCUGCUCCACAGGAAGGCGACAGGCCCUGCAGUAGAGCAGGCUGUGAGAGGGCUCGUCCUGGUGCCCACCAAGGAGCUGGCUCGGCAGGCCCGGUCCAUGAUCCAGCAGCUGGCUGCCUACUGCGCUCGAGACAUCCGGGUGGCUAACGUCUCCGCUACCGAAGACUCAGCCUCUGAGCGAGCUGUGCUGAUGGAGAAGCCCGACAUAGUUGUGGGGACCCCAUCGCGCAUCUUGAACCACUUGCAGCAGAACAGUUUGGUCCUGCGAGACUCCCUGGAGCUGCUGGUGCUGGAUGAGGCUGACCUUCUUUUCUCUUUUGGUUUCGAGGAAGAACUCAAAAGUCUGCUCUGUCACCUGCCCCGGAUUUAUCAGGCUUUUUUGAUGUCGGCUACCUUUAACGAGGACGUCCAAGCACUCAAGGAGCUGGUACUCCAUAAUCCAGUGACUCUCAAGCUCCAGGAGUCCCAGCUGCCGGGGCCAGACCAGCUGCGGCAGUUCCAGGUAGUCUGUCAGACACAGGAAGAUAAGUUCUUGCUGCUCUAUGCCCUGCUCAAGCUGUCAUUGAUCCGCGGCAAGUCCCUGCUCUUUGUCAACACUCUGGAGAGGAGUUACCGGCUGCGCCUGUUCCUGGAGCAGUUCAGCAUCCCCACCUGCGUGCUCAAUGGAGAGCUCCCGCUGUGCUCCAGGUGCCACAUCAUUUCACAGUUCAACCAGGGCUUUUACGACUGCGUCAUAGCGACCGACGCCGAAGUCCUGGGGGCCCCGGUCAAGGGCAAGCGUCGGGGCCGAGGAUCCAAGGGGGACAGGGCUUCUGAUCCGGAGGCAGGCGUGGCCCGGGGCAUAGACUUCCACCACGUGUCUGCUGUGCUCAACUUUGACCUGCCCCCCACCCCUGAGGCCUACAUCCAUCGAGCUGGCAGGACGGCGCGAGCCAACAACCCGGGCAUGGUUUUGACCUUCGUGCUGCCCACUGAGCAGUCCCACCUGGGCAUGAUCGAGGAGCUGCUCAGCGGAGAGAACGGGGCCCCUGUCCUGCUUCCCUAUCAGUUCCGCAUGGAGGAGAUCGAGGGCUUCCGCUACCGCUGCCGGGAUGCCAUGCGCUCAGUGACCAAACAGGCCAUCCGAGAGGCGAGGCUGAAGGAGAUCAAGGAGGAGCUUCUGCACUCAGAGAGGCUCAGGACGUACUUUGAAGACAACCCCCGGGACCUCCAGCUGCUGCGGCACGACCUGCCCUUGCACCCUGCCGUGGUGAAGCCUCACCUGGGCCACGUCCCUGACUACCUGGUUCCCCCUGCUCUGCGCGGCCUCAUCCACCCUCACAAGAAGCGGAAGAAGCUGGCCUCCAAGAAGGUCAAGGCUCUGCUCCAGGCGGUGGGAGGAAGAACGUGGGUGUUUAGUGGGCCACAGAUGGUGACAGCGGCAGCUUUUGUCCUCGACUCGUGGCCUGCAGGGCCUUGCCAAGGGGCCACACCUCUCACCUCCCUGAGUCUGGGCAGACAGACGUCUGGUGCGCCCAGCUAACCUGCAGCUUUGCCCUGCAGAAGGCCAAGACCCAGAAUCCCCUGCGCAGCUUCAGGCACAGAAAAGAGAGAAGCGGACCCACAGCCGUGCCUUCCUGAGGUCGUCUGCACAGCCUCGCUGGCUCCCUGGGCCCCUUCCCAGGCUGAGCGUCGAGCAGGGUGCGGGCGCCAGCUUCCCACCCUGGCUGGACUGGAUUCCGGAGCAGGCCCGCGGUGCUGCCCUGCUCGCCUAAUAGACUCCAGCCGUCCUGACUCGGGCUUCCUGCAAGUAGGAAGGGAUACCCGUCCCUGGGAACCUUGGGAAUUAAACCGCUUCCCGGACGCUU
Leptonychotes weddellii (Weddell seal) is the source of this 2096-nucleotide messenger RNA. It is a transcript of the gene DDX56, whose product is annotated as DEAD-box helicase 56. The record is from RefSeq and is a predicted model, not a curated record. Lineage: Eukaryota; Metazoa; Chordata; Mammalia; Carnivora; Phocidae. Gene Ontology annotation, molecular function: RNA helicase activity; ATP binding; nucleic acid binding. Gene Ontology annotation, cellular component: cytosol.